GUCCACGCUGGUUGUGACGAGGGGGCUAUCUCCCUCCGUCUUGGCGGUGCAGGUCUGCAGGAAGUCCGUCAAGCCCUCAGCAACUGUCACUCCCGCGGUUAUUUGGCUCUUCUCGGUCGGGUCAUCCGAGGGACCUUCGGUCGAGUCUAUCUGGGGUGCAGGCGGUGGAACACACUCGACAUCAUGUUCUGCCGCCUCCGCCGAACACAAUUUAUUCUCCUCCUCGUUGUCCGCCAUUUUGGCUCGAGAAGACUAGCCACCAGCGUCACAAGCUAAAAAUAAUGUGCAAUAAACGGAGCCGCUCGAUCGAUUAGAAAAAUGAAUUGUAACCAGCAAAAACGUGAUCAAAUAAAUGUUAGCAUUAAUAAUCGAUAAAAUAGACGCAUUUAAUGUUUGAAAACAUCAACUUGUAAAAUUAAAACACGAAAAGAUAACGGACCGCGAAGAUUUUUUUACUAGCCUAGCGUUUUCCUUCGACGGAGUCAAGAGGAAAUGGUUCCCGGACUGGAUCGACAACAAACUGGCCGAGCGGCGGAGAUGUGACAUGGCUUUGGCUUCACUGCGAGGAAUUAGACACUACAUAUACACGUGGCACGCUAUGCUCUAAAUCCCUAAAUAGAUAAGCGUUAUAACUACAUCGCGAACCUAUCUCGGCGAAUGUGCUGUUAUAAUUCCAUUAAUACAUACAGGACAUCCGAGAAUACGACAGGCAGUAUCGGACAAUACGGUCGUCACUCCGUUCCGACUCCACCGCCGGGGAUUGCCAACACCCGAGUUAUCUCAGUGACGUUGUUUCCGUAUCCGGCUAUUUUUUUUUUCUCGACAGGGGGAAAACAAAAUCGUUAUUUUUCCUUACUAUUAAUAUCAAGUCAGUGCUACCUUUAUUUGUUUACAUAACAACAAUUUAUCCAUAAUUUAUAUACAAUAAAUAAAGUAAAAAUAUAAAUGCCAUGAAUGAGUCAUUCGUUAUGUUCUGCCUUCUCAUUGGUCGCCAAUUGGUGGCGCAGUUCAGCAAGGACGUGCGGUUUGUUGACAUCGGAACAGCCUCUGAAACGCUGCAAUGUUUGUCUUUCAAGACACAAUGUUGAAGCUGAGCAAUGUCAUCCGUGUCGUUUUGAAUCCAAAUAUCAUCCACGGUAUCAUCCUAUUAGAAAGACACAUUCUCACAAGCUAUUUAGCUGGCCCAUCCUCGCUUUGAGCCAUGGCAACGCCGACCCCCCCACAGUCCAUCCUGAGGGAGUUCUGCCCUCUGUACUACUUGCUGAACAGCAUCCCAGAAAAGGUCCAGAAGGGUUUCCGCUCCGUGUUGGUGUACCUGACUGCGCUGGACAGCAGCCGGGACUUCAUCGCUGUGGGCAGCAGCAUCGGAGUCCUCUAUCUGUACUCCCGCAGGCUCAGUCACAUGGACAAGCACCACAUCAAGGGAAAAUCUGAAGCUAUUACAGCAGUGAAACUCCUCAGCUGUUUUGACGAUCUUGUUGCCGUGGGAACGGCAUCAGGACGGGUUACGGUGUUCCAGCUCGUCUCUCAACUUCCUGGCCGGAAUAAGCAGCUGCGGCGCUUCGAUGUGCUGGGCCUCCACAAGAGCACCGUGACCUGCCUGGCCUGGAGCACCAACGGGGCCAAGCUCUUCUCCGGGGACGACAAGGGCCGGGUGGUCUUCACCGCCCUGGAGCUCGACAAGGGGGAGUGUAAGCCGGUGAUAUUCCUGGAGGAGGCGUCUGGGAUCGUCCAGCUGGAGUACAGCCACACGGUGCUGUUGGUGUGCAGCCAGCAGAGGGCGCUGUUCUUUUCCACCCAGCAGCAGGUCCUGCAGCAGAUGGGGACCAAGCCAAGGAAGAGUGGGCGGUUCGGGGCCUGCUUCCUGCCCGCUCUGUGUAAGCAGAGCGACCUCCAGGUGCUGGCUGCGCGGCCCGGCUUCAGGCUGUGGAGGGCCGACAUCCAGGGCCUGGCGGAGGACGCGCAGCUCUUCAAAGACCUCUCCAGCACUCCCGUCCCGGAGUUCCAGUUGUUCCCCAGGCCGUCCACGGCCGGCGCCUACCACCCGGCAGAGAGACAGCUGGGUCUGCUGUCCUGUUUCCAUAGAGACGGCUGGCUGCUCAGCUGGAACGAAUACAGCGUCUAUGUCGUCGACUGUCUUAACGAGGUGGUGAUCGGAGCUCUGGAGAGCUGUGGAGACAUCGUGGCCGUGUCCUCGUGCCAGAACGAGGUGUUCAUCCUGAAAGGAGACCGAGACAUCAUCCGGGUCUCCAGCUGCCCUGAGGGACAGACCCCCUCGUCUGAUUCGUCCGCCGGCCUCGCGUCGCCUUUGACCACGCCCACUGUCCUCUCUCCACCAAUCGGUUCGGUGGAAACGGCCCAGCCCAUCAGAACCAUGGCCAUCGUCAUGGAGAAGCAGGACGCGGGCGGCGGAGCGAGGAGCGCCGGGGAGGAGGAGGAGGAGGAGGAGCCGGAGGAGGAGGAGGAGGAGGGGGUCGAGGGUUCCGCGCGCCGCGGCAUCGGCUCCCGACGGGACCUGCAGCUGCUCUUCCUCCUGCCGGUCGGGGAGCACUCCCCCCAGCGUGGCUCCCCCCAGCGCGGCUCCACCCACAGCCGCAGCAGCUCCGUCACCUCCUGGGACAGCGGCUCCACCUCGCUGACCCCCGACCUCUCUGAGCUGGGCUCCAAGCGCUACAGCGCCUCCCUGGACCCGGAGGAGCUGCAGCAGGAGCUGGUGGUGAAGGCCAUCCGCGUGAAGAAGAGGAUGAGGAGGGGACGCAAAGACAGCUGCAGCAGGAGGACCGUCUCAGACGGGGGCUGGUCCGAGCCCAUGGCGGGUGUGCAGGACGGGGCCGGUAGCCACGGUAACCCUCAAACCCAGCAGCCCCUCCUGGAGCACCGGCCCCCCGAGCCUGAGCCCAGCCGAGCCCAGGACCUGCGGACCACGUCGGGCUCAGAGGCCGGCCCCCUCUCCCUCCCUCCCCUCCUGCUGGGGGACCCCCCCGACCCCGCCGUCCCCCCCACCCCGGACGUGGACCUCCUGCUGGAGUGCAGCUUCUCCUACCUGCAGGCGUCCCAGGACCCGCCCCCCGGCCCCGACCUGCUGCCCAAUGGGGAGGACGACGAGGAGUUCCUGAGCCCUCUCAUUGGACCAGAGGAGGAGGAGGAGGAGGAGGACGCGGCGCCCCCCUGUGGCCGGGAGGACCCCCUGUUCCACUCCACCGUGUCCACCCUGGACCCCGAGGCCAGCGACGAGGAGGAGGACAUCUACCGCUGCAGCGGAGCGCCCCCCGGUGGAGAGCCAGGGUACUGCCGCCCCGGGGGGCCCCCGGGGGGGCCGGCCGAGGAGGACCAGCGGUCACCUAAAGGAGACCAGCUGGCAGAGUGCUGGAUGGGGUACCCUGGUCCAGGCUGUGGCAUCCUGAGUCUCCAUGUGACUGACAGGUAUGUGUGGUGUCUGGACUUCAAAGGGGUCCUGUUCUGCAGUCCUCUGCCCGACGGGGGUCUGAAAUGGCAGCGCUUUGAAGACAACAUCCACCAGGUGGCGGUGUCCCCCUCAGGAGGUCUGCUGUGGAAGGUGGAGCAGAAGACCAUGACGGCCUACGCCUGUGGGAAGGUGUCCAUCAAGGGGAAGCGCCACUGGUACAAAGCCCUGGACCUCACCGCCUCCGUCGCCCUCAGCAACAACGCCGCCUGGAUCCUCCGCACCAACGGAGACCUCUACCUGCAGACAGGGCUGAGUGCCGAGCGCCCCUGCGCCCGCUCGGUGAAGGUGGAGACCCCGUGCUCGUUCUCCCAGGUGUGUGCGCGAGGGGGCGUGGUCUGGGCCCUGAGCGAGGAGGGGGCCGUCUUCUACAGGGAGGGGCUGAGCAGCUACUGCUGCGAGGGGGACAGCUGGAGGAACGACAAGAUCAGCGAGGCGCAGGGGGUCCAGCUGAUGUGUGUGUCUCUGGGCCCCAGCGGGGUGGUCUGGGCGCUUGACGCCAGCGGGGCUCUGUGGUUCAGGACCGGGGUCUCCCCCGCCAGCCCCCAGGGGGAGGACCACCACUGGUGGCAGAUCAGCAUCACGGACUACGUGGUGUUCGACCAGGGCAGCCUCUUCCAGACCCUGCUACAGGCCACCCACAGCGUUGCCACGGUGACCAGGACCCCCGUGGAGCGUGUGGCCGAGUGCCUGCGCGUGGCCUUCCUCUCCCAGCAGGCCCAGUGCCAGCCCAGCCUGGUCAGCGCCAACCCCAGUGGGGUCUGGAUCGCCUCGGGGCGCAACCACCUCCACGUCGCCAGGGGCAACCUCGUGGGAACCUUCUGGCAGAACGUUGUUCCCCGAGGAACCGUCUCCUCCACCAGAUGGACCUUCAUCACCACCUCGGUGCUGCCCUACCGCCCCGGUACCUUCCUGUGGGUGGCCCAGAGCAGGAAGGACCUCUUCUGUAUCUGGGAUCAGGACGGGGAGCUCCGGCCUUCCAGCGUAACGCUGCCCCCAGAGGUGGAGCUGAGCCAGCUGUCGGCCUGUGGGGACGCCCUGUGGGGUCUGGACACUCACGGCUACGUCCACAUCAGGACUCUGUCGCCCACCUGUCCUAUUGGCAUGCACUGGGCCCGCCUGGACCUCAGCCAGCUAGGGGGAGCGCGUCUGGUCAGCGUGUCGUGUGGGGGCCAGAACGUCUGGGCCGUGGACACCCAGGGGAUGGUCUACUUCAGGGUCGGGACGCAACCUCUGAACCCCAGCAUGAUGCUACCUGCCUGGAUCUGCAUAGAGCCACCUGUACAGCCGGUGGGGGUGCAGCUGGUCAGCAUCCACAGCAGUCCUAACGACCGCCAGCUGUGGGCGCUGGACAACCGCGGCAGCGUGCACGUGAGGACCGGCCUCAACGAGGAGAUGCCCGUGGGCACGGACUGGGAGCAGGUCCCAGGCCUGGCCGCCAGCCAGCUGGUCCUGAGUGUCAGGACGGUCUGGGUCCGAUGUCCCAACGGAGAGAUCGCCCGUCGCUACGGCAACACGGCCAGGAACCCGGCGGGAGAUUACUGGAAGAGGAUCCCGGGAAUGAGCCACUGGCUGGCUGUCACUCCUGAUGAUGCGUUGUGGGCGGUCACCGUCUCGGGCGGGCUGUCCCACCGCCUCACUAAGCCCCUCCCCCACAACCCCCCCGCCGACCCCGCCCCCCCUGCCGACGACCUUGAGGACGAAUGGGAGGUCAUCUAAAGAGUGAUGUCAUCGCCGUGCUGAUAGGAUGACGCAACGGGACUCUACUUCCUGUGGCAUCUGAUGAUGUCACAGCGUUUUUAUUGGGACUUCCUGUGAACAUUUGAAGGGGGACAAAAAAACAAAAGGGGAGGAUCCACCCCGUGUUUGGACCACUCUGAUUGGCUGAGGUUGAUGACGGGCUCACCCUAUUGGCCCAGGCUCUGCUUGUUUUCUUGUAAAUACUAACGCUAAGAAUGCCACACAUGCACAUUAUAACCCCUUUGGUGUGACCUAGGCCCGUUAGACCUGCACAUGCAUCACUUUCCCUGAGAAACGCUGCGUUCUGUUAUUGAAGUGUACGCAAAUGGUUGUUACUAGGUAGACAUUAACGCGUUAAGUCAUAGAGGUUUAAUCCAUGGUUAAGGUGUAACUCAUAACGAAAACCAUACUGUACCAGACCGGAUCUGCAGGUAGUGGGUGAGGCAUCUUAACCUACCCUUAACCUACCCUUAACCUGGUGCUGUGGCAUUUCAUGUCUGGGAUUAAGUAAGUACAAUUUUAUCCUAACCCUAACACCCAAAAACACUAAAUCGUUAUCCUGUAUCCUCAACCCACCACCCUUACCUUAACCCUUCACCCUUUACCCUGACUCUUAACACUAAAUCUUACACUGAACCCUCAACCCAUAACCCCAACACUCACUCUAAACCUUAACCAUUAAGCCCUUACCCUUAACACUACCUCCUAACCCUAACCCUUAACACUAACCCCUAACCCUAACCCUUAACCUCAAUGCUCUUAACCUUUGAUAUAAGUGGGCCCAGUCGGCCAGUAGGACAAGAUGUCACCUUGUGAAGACUAGCCUUCAGACUAGUAAACAACACUAACUAGAGGAUUAGACUAAGAUCCUCUUCUUCCAUCACUGCUGGUGGACGAUGGCUGAGGUCUUCGUUUACCCAGAGAUGUUUUAAAUGCCUUUGUCAGAGGUGUUGUAUCAGGCCCACCUUGAAGCGGUUUUUAAUGAUGCAUAUAAACCAUCUAAACCCAACAGGAAUCCGGACGUGUUCAUCCAUCACUGCUUUAUUUAUCACGGUAGCGGUCGGACAUGUUCUCUGUCGUUCAUGAGUGGAAGCUUCGGUGACGCAUGACGAGUCAGUCAGUGGAGGGAGCUCUGGGUCUAAUGUGUUCAGCGAUGGUGAACACAUCUGGCUCUGGGUUCAACGUGUGUGGCGCUGGUGAACACAUGCUCCUGUACAUAAUAAAUGUGUGUAACGGUGGUGCUUCAACAGGUUUGUGAAUACACACUCAGAGUAUCCUGUCUAUAUAGUAGCAGUAUGUGGUUUAACUAGUGUUUAACUAGGGCAGCACUAUGGGGUUCAACUAGUGCAGCCCUAUGGGGUUUAACUAGUGUUUAACUAGUGCAGCAGUAUGGGGUUUAACUAGUGUUUAACUAGUGCAGCAGUAUGGGGUUUAACUAGUGCAGUAGUAUGGGGUUUAACUAAUGUUUUAAUAAGUGCAGCAGUAUAGGGUUUAACUAGUGCAGCAGUAUGGGGUUUAACUAGUCUA
Messenger RNA from Gadus chalcogrammus (walleye pollock), 6730 nucleotides. RefSeq names its product tectonin beta-propeller repeat containing 2 (gene tecpr2). The coding region runs from base 1202 to 5182 and encodes 1326 amino acids. Lineage: Eukaryota; Metazoa; Chordata; Actinopteri; Gadiformes; Gadidae. Gene Ontology annotation, molecular function: protein binding. The transcript has 26 exons. The record is from RefSeq and is a predicted model, not a curated record.